GCGCUUCAGAAACUCAUUUCCUUGUUUAUAACUCAAAGCAGCUCAGAGCAACAGCUUUUCCCUGAGCUGACAUGAGUCUCUGUGUCUGACGAUUAAUAAAACUUUAUCAGGAUCAUCAUCAGGGUCGGUUUCUCCUCUCUUCAGCUCACAUAGUGUGUCACCAUGUCAGCCACCAGCUGUCUGCUAACUGAGGAGCAGUUUCUCUGCUGCAUCUGUCUGGAUGUUUUCACUCUCCCGGUCACUAUCCCAUGUGGACACAACUUCUGCAAGAGCUGCAUCACACAGCACUGGAAUGUCAACAGGGUCCACUGCCAGUGUCCCAUGUGUAAAAAACAUUUUAAAACGCGACCCGAACUGACCGUCAACACCUUCAUAUCUGAGAUGGCCGCUGAGUUCAGACAGUCGGCGGGAAACAAAGGCAGCCGGGGCUCAGAGAUACAAGUGGCCAAACCAGGAGACGUGCCCUGUGACAUCUGCAGCGGAACAAAACUCAAGGCUCUGAAGUCGUGCUUGACGUGUUUCGCCUCGUACUGUGGUGUUCACGUGGAUCCUCAUCUGACGGCUGGACCGCUGAAGAGACACUCGCUGGUGGAUCCUAUAGCGAACAUAGAGGACAGGGUGUGUUCAAAGCACAAAAAACCACUGGAAUUGUUCUGUAAGACGGACCAGACGUGCAUGUGCUCCCUCUGCGCUGUUUCAGAGCACGUGGUGCACAACAUUGUGUCUCUGAAAGACGAAUAUGAAGCAAAGAGUGCUGAGCUGGAGCGGGCGGAGGCUGAAAUCCAGCACAUGAUCCAAGAGAGACGGCUGAAGAUCCAGCAGAUUGAGCGCUUAAAAACGCACAGUAAGGAAGACGCAGAGCGAGAGAUAGCGGACGGCGUUCAGAUCUUCACCGCUCUGAUGCAGACUGCCGAGAGACGUCUGAACGAGCUCAUCGAAGGGAUCGAGGAGCGGCAGAAGUCAACAGAGGAACAGGCCGACCGCCUCAUCACUGAACUGGAACAAGAAAUCUCUGUACUGACGACGAGAACCGCUGAGGUCCAGCAGCUGUCACGCACUCAAGACCAUCUCCUCCUCCUGCAGAGCUUCACAUCCAUGAACGCUGCUCCCUGCACCAAGAACUGGACCGAGGUCAGAGUCCGCCUGCCGUCGUACGAGGGGACAGUGGUGAAAGCUGUGGAUGAGCUGGAGGAGAUGCUCAGCAGGGGAAAGCAGAAGCUGCUUCACGGCGCCAGGCUGAAUAGGGUCCAGCAUUACGCAGCGGAUGUGACUCUCGAACCUCAUACGGCGAAUCCCUGGCUCAUCCUGUCUGACGAUGGGAAACAAGUGAGUUGUGGCGAGGUGAGGAGGGACCUGCCCGACAACCAGGAGAGGUUUUCUCUUUAUGCUAAUGUCUUGGCACGGCAGAGUUUCUCCUCCGGAAGAUUCUACUACGAGGUUCAGGUUGCAGGGAAGACGGACUGGACUCUGGGAGUGACCAAAAGGUCGGUCAACAGAAAGGGAAUAAUCCCACUGAGUCCUGUGAACGGCUACUGGGCUGUGGGUCUGAGGAACAGAAACCAGUACCUUACUCUAACCUGCCCCGUUGUCGGCCUCAGUCUGACGGCAGGACCUCAGAGGGUGGGGGUGUUUGUGAGUUACGAGGAGGGUCUGGUCUCCUUUUACGACGUGGAUGCUGCAGUUCAUCUCUACUCCUUCACCGGCUGCUGCUUCACGGGGGAACUCAGCCCUUUCUUCAGCCCCGGUCUUCAUCACGGCGGCCUGAACGCUGCCCCUCUGAUCAUUUCCCCGGUCAGCCUCGCCGAUCAGAUCUGAUUCUGUUAUAUGAGACUCUCACACCGGUGGUACAUCACAGGAGGAAACAUGGGGUUCAGUCAACAACUCCUCCAACCUUAACAACCGUAUGGGUCAUUUUUGAUUGGACCUUGGUUGUCACGGUUACUGUACAGAGAGCAGCGUACCGACCGUCGCCGUGGUUACAAUAAUAACGGUCAAAGCUUGGUUAGGUUUAGGAAAACAUGGUGAUUCAGGUUAAAAUACGUACUUCCUCAACAUCAGACAAUCUUUGUUGUCAUGGUUACAAAUAUAACAACGUACGGUCAUGGAUAAUAGGAACAAUAUAAACUGCUGGUUUCGCGUGGGAAUCGAACACCGCUCUCCUGUGUCAUGUUAGUCCAUACACCACUCUCUUUAUACUGCGUCACCGACACUUGUCCCUUCGCUCCUGUCAUAAUACUACAUACUACAACCACUAGUCGUAGUAAUUAUGUAAUUAUUAUGUAAUUAGGCGACGUUGUCGCCAAGCAACGAAACGUAGCUAUAAAAAAAAACUAGAAUUACAGCCUUUGUGCCUUCGCCAUUCAGAAUAGUUUCAGGUUACAUCCCAGUUUAUCCAGAGUCAUAUAUAAUAUUCAACAUUUGUGUGAAAUUUUGUCAUAAUGGCUGUAUAUAUGUAAUAUAUAUAUGUAUAUAAUAUAUAUAUAUAUAUAUGUAUAUAAUAUAUAGAUGUUACCUGAUGCAUAAAAGCAAACUGGCCGAGCAAACGCAGCUACCUCUGCUGCACAGCUUCAACACUGCACCGACAGUGACUACGUUGUGUUUGGUUAUUUAACAUCGAUCCUGGAACAGUCUCUCCUGAGUUUCCAAAAAUACAGACUGGUUAGUUCAGUGGAAGGAUUGUGCCAAUUAUAAUUAUUAUGUGUGAUUCACGUUUGACUACACCCAUUAAUGAUGUUGGCCGUCUUUCAUUUUGUUAUAUACUUUCUGUUCCACUUAAAUCAAUUGAAUUAAUUUAUUAUUGUUAUAUUUGCCCCCCAGCAUCAGUGUAUCCUGACUUCUGUACCUUGACUCCUUCUGUCCAGUUAAGUGACUGUGUUUGAAACUGCACUGUCAAAAUGUAUUUGUAUGUUCCAGCAAACUCAGCAUUGUGUUUACACACCUGUGUUUUGUUACACCUGAAGGUUCACUGGUCACAGAUUCCUACAAUAUCCAAGAGGGUCAACUACAGUAUGAUAGAGGCCAAGCAGAGCCCCCCCCCCCCCAAAUAAAUUAAAUCAUGACAUCAUUACGAUCAUUCAUUAGUGCGACCAAAACAACGAACAAACAACAUUUUAUGAAUGAACGUUUGAAUUUUCUUUCCAUGUCUCAGAUUUCCACUUUUUCACUGAUCGUUACAGUAGAUCCGUUUUUAUUUUUUAUUUUAUUUUCACCAUCACUGUUGUAUUACACUGUUAAAGCUUUUUAUUUAUAAAUCUUUUAUUUUACUCAUGGUUUGGUGGCACAUAUGUUUUUCUUGAAUUAUAGCAGGCUAUAUACUUUGUGAUACUGCAGUGUACUGUAGAUGUAUAGUGCAUCAUUGUGCAUAUUUAUUUAGAUGACAUUUUAUAGUAAACCAUUUGUUUUGUUAUGUUCUGAAUAAUUAUACUUUCAUUCAGCAUCUUGAUUUGAAGACACUGUGAUUUAAUACAGUCAUGUCAAUAAAGCAAGAGUUUGACCUCAUUCAGCCUCCCAGACUCUGAGGAGAGUGGGUGUUUGGGUUAUGAGUAUAUCAUACUAUAUAUAUCAUAUACUGUAUAUAUCAUAGAAAUAUAUCAUUAAAACACCAUAUGUUUUUACCUACACUGUUAAAAAAAAAACGGUCAAAUGACUGGAAGCAGCAGCUGCCAAACAAAAACCGUGAGAAUUAAAGUAAAAUAUCCUAAUUCAAAUAAAGUGUAAAAACAAUAAAAGUUCCCUUAAUAUUUCUGCAGAGAAAAACUGUUAUUUUACAGGUCUUUUUCUUAUUUAUUAUGAUCAAACACCAUCAAUAAA
This is a messenger RNA of Seriola aureovittata, 3810 nucleotides long. Its product is annotated as E3 ubiquitin-protein ligase TRIM39-like. The coding region runs from base 163 to 1815 and encodes 550 amino acids. The record is from RefSeq and is a predicted model, not a curated record. Gene Ontology annotation, molecular function: zinc ion binding; protein binding. NCBI's taxonomy places the organism in Eukaryota, Metazoa, Chordata, Actinopteri, Carangiformes, Carangidae. The transcript has 2 exons.